AAGAGAGAGAGAGGGUAGUUGAAGGUGUUGAAUUAAAUGGUCGUAGUCUGGAGGUUGCGGCAGUGGAUGGUUGAAUUGCUCCUGGUUGUUUAAAAAAAAUUAUCCUGUGUUGCGGAUAUCGUCAGUUCAACCAAAGGUGAUUCCUUACUCUUGUUUCAACAAAUGGACAACUGUGUAUCGUCUGCUUUCAUUUACAUUUCUGCUUCUUUCCCUUUGAACGACUGUGAUUAUUCUUAUUAUAAUGUUGGCAUAGCGUAUGGACUACAAUGAACCUCGAAAGCAUUGAAUGGGCAGGAAUCUACAAUCCCAUAAGUCACGUGUCACUGGAUAGAAGCAGCAGAAGUUUAACUCGUUUCUGGCUUACUUGUGCUUCUUAAAGACAACAGGCUGGAAUCUAUUGUGCGAGGAAUAAAAUUGAAGUCAAGACUUUAGAAGACUGCAGUUCAGGAUAUGACUAAUAUCACUUUAAAUUCUUGGAUUAUCUCUGUGAUGCCAAUGCACUCAGAACAUUCUAGUUGCUGAAAUAGUAUUUUGGAUAUUUAAACGAAUGUUGUUAGCACGGAUCCAUCAUGAACAAAAGUUGUGCGCGCUGCGGCAAACCUGUUUUCUUCGCUGAACGAAAAACGUCGUUGGGAAAAGAGUGGCAUCCAUCUUGUUUGAAAUGUGUUCAGUGCGGCAAGGUGUUAUCUCCAGGACAACAUGCGGAGCACAAAGGACUACCAUACUGUCACAACCCGUGCUACAAGGCCCUCUUUGGGCCAUCCAUAUUAGGCUACGGCUCCAACAUCUCGUCUCCUGCCAACUUUGCACGUAAAGACCGGCCCGCGAGCUACGGGCACGACUACGGAGAUGGAAACGGUUUCAACGAAAUUUACAGUGUGCAGAACAUCCAGUCGGCUAAAGGAGGACAUAAUAAUGAGAUCAACAGCCUGCAUAGCAACCAGACACCCAAGGGCGGUUCUCGACAGUCCACAAACAACAAAACUAAACCUGAUUCCAAAAUACGUGAAAUACUGCAGAAGAUUGAAGAGUUCAACAAAUAUAAUGAAGGGAAAGUACACCAUCAAAUGCAGACUUUAGAGCGUGAUGAUGGAAGCAUCCAUGUGGAGGGGCCUCUUAGGAUCUACUGGGGCCUCAGUCAGCCCAUUCAACUCAUUCACUGUGAUAACAUCCCCCCAGCCCCCAUUGCUCAGUGGCGACAUAGUCUCUAUGAGGUACCAGGCUCGCCAGACACACCUGACAAGAGAUUGUCAAACACACUGAAUCUGAAAGCCCCAAGUUCUCCACCAGGAAAAACCAGAGAACUAGACGACAUGUUCUCACCUUCCUCACCUGACGAUGUGGUGAGAAGAAAGAAAGUUGGUGUACGAAAAUUUAAGACUGUAGCAUACAGAGGGGACCAGCCAACAAAAUGGAAGCGGGCUUCUAUCAAUGGUCAUAUUUUUAAUUACGAUACCAGUGUGUUCACCCCAGUACUUGGCAGUUGUACUACAGUUAGUGUGGACAGUUCAUUGACCACUGCUGAAGUUAUUGAAACUUUGUUAGAUAAGUUUAAAGUCCAGAACAAUCCCAAUGAAUAUGUUUUGUCAAUAGUUAGUGAAGAUGGUGAGCGUCUCUUGACCAACACAGAUAAGCCCCUUUUAGAAAGACUGAAGCUUGGACCUCAUGAGACCAUGGGGAAAAUAUUUAUCAGAGAGAGAACUCUGGAGAAUGGAGCAGGGAAAGUUAACUCUACCAUCAAAAAGCCAAUAGUGGAGACUGCUGAAGAAAACCUGCCUCAUGAGGUUGAACAACUUCUAGUGCUCCCUGAGGCUGUACUUACUGGGCUGCUGAGAAAAUUUAAAAAUGAUGAAGAGAAAGAAGUUCAAGUCAUUAAAACAAGAUAUGACAUUGCCAGAAGGAAGAUACAACGUAUUCUCAAUGAAAAGCAAAUGUUGCAGACAUCCUCCAGUGCGUGAGAUUUAGUUGGAUCAACAGAAGAGGCAGAUUUCACACAGACAGCAAUUUUUUCCAGUGAAUCUGAACUCGGGAGUAUAUCAUUCAAAAGUAGAGCACAGUUGGUUGUGACGCAACAUCUUUAUUUCUAAGAGCACAAUUCAACGCUUGAAAUUGUUGUAGAAUCCUUUCUACCAAUUAGCUCUUCAAAGACUCAUUGUAGAAAUAUGACUUCAUUUAAAAACCUCUUGAUUCAUGGGACAGGUGAUGCGAAAUUCACUUGUGUCAGUGGCCAUUUACAAGAAGUAACCAGCACAAGACCAACUGCUCUUUUCUUUGUCCCAAAAGCCUAUCCAUUCAUCAUAUCCACUAAAAAAAAAUCCAGUGUUUAGCAGGUGGAAACUAGAUAACUUGUUUGACAGUCAAGUAAAUGAUCACUUUGUCAACUCAUGGUUCUUUGUUACCAUGCCAGACUUUGGUUCUUAUCUCUGUUUCAUUAAGUAGAUAACUUUGGAACUACUGGUAGUUUCUCUCUUCAUUGACACUAUCAACAUUAAUGAAACAUUGAAGAGAGACAGGGGGAAUAAUAGCUGCUACAUCCAUUGGUUCUGUUCACCCAUGGACUGUGUCACAUACUUUUGAUUAAUACUUCAUUAAGUAAUGAAAUCUAUCUGGCCUGCUUCAGUCAGUAAUUGAAUGUCAGCUGACAAUACAUUCAAAUGUGGCUUUAGUUUUGCAUUGACAGCUUUAUUAAUGUUUUUAAGUUGAGAAGAUUGUGUAUCUAACACUGAGCAAAGAUAUCCUUCAUUUAUGUUUUGUCUUAUUUAUUGUUAAGACUUCUAUAGUUCAAACUGUAUUUUUUGCAUUUUAUGCAUUGGUUCACCAAAAGAACAGAACUCUUUUAUUUAAAGCAAUUUUUGUCUGUAUGUUUACAAAGUCUUUGUUCAGCCAAAAAAAAAAUUGCAAGAAAAAUCUUUUUUUUUUAUUUCUUACAUUAUAUAAGCAAUUGCAAAUUACCUUUUUUGGUCAGACUUAAGAGCACUAGUGACUAAAUCUUGUUUAUUAGUUUAAUAAUGUCAAUAGAAUGGAUGGGUUAUGACCUUUUUAAGUGUUGACUUUCUCAGUUGUGUUUUUUUUUUAAAAUAUGUAUUUGUAAUUUCUAUCAAUUAUACAUAUGCCAGUGCUGAAUGAUAUUUGUUAAGUUCCAUGUCAAUGUGUUUACAUUUGACUAUUGUAGAUGUUGAAGGAUGUUUUCAGUAUAACCUUUUCUGAAGUUUCAUGUAGAAAUAAAUUUUAUUCCAUAAUUUUAUGAUAUUAUUUUGUUAGUGUACUUGCUUGUACAUUGAAAUAGCAGCUGAGUGUUUCUAUGUAGUCAAGCAUUAGGGUUUAUUAAAAGAAAUUUCUAUAAAUCAAAUAAGAACAUAAAACUAAAAUGUUAUUUAACCAUGGUUAGGCCAAUAAUAGAAUAUGCAUCCUUCGUUUGGGACCCCUCAACUCAAGAAAACAUUAAGAAACUGGCAGACACAAAAUAGAGCAGUGAGAUUCAUAAUAAACGAAUAUUCACAUUUGACUCGAGUAACACCUUUAGUAAAAUUACUAAAUUUAGAAAGCCUUCAGGACAGAAGACUCAAAAGUAAAGUAGCAAUUAUACAUAAAACACUGAACCAUAAUCUUCAAAUACAAAAUUAAAUAAAAUACUCUGAAAGACACAGAUAAAAGCACAUUCCUGGUACCAUAUGCUAGGACAAAUUUGUACAAAUACUCCUUCCCUAGUGCUAUUAGAGUAUGGAAUAGGUUGCCUGAGCUAGCCAGGAAAACCAGUGACUUGGCAGAAUUUAAGUCAUUGGUUAAUAUGCAUGACGCAUAGGACGUAAUCUUCUUUUUUUGAAGUAACGUCUGUAUUAUAUAAGAUAAGUGAGACAGAAAUUUGAUUUGUUCAAGGCUCCAUGGAUAACUCAGUUGUUGUUGAUUUGUGUAUAGAUCCUGAAAUUUCCAGAUGGAUUAACUCAAAGUAUUCACCUUGUUAUCUCCACUUUGUUGUAUGUCUAGUAUGUACUAAGAGCAGGUCUGAGUGUCAAAUGGUUGUGAUUAAAUCUCACGGAUGUCAUUCAUUUUGUAAGCUGAGAAUGUCUGUUUUGUCAUGAGUUUGUUUGUCACACAUUUUUAGUGCAAUUCAUAAACAUAAUUAAAGGGCACCACAUUGAACACUACAUAGCAUUGGUGUUUAUUUUUUGUUCUUUCUCGAGUUAAAAGUUUGUUUUUUUUUAGUUUUAUUGAAAUUAGGUUUCAGUGAAGCAAUCUUUUCCCCUAGUUGCAGUAGAAACUGUAUUUGGAAGUAUGUUAUUAAUAGAUCAGUUUGAUCAAUCAUUAGAUGAUAUUAUUUGGUGAAAGAUAAGUCAAUUCUAAUUGAAGCUCUGAGAACACAACCUUUUUUUUUUUGAUUCUUUUCUCUUGUGGCCAGGCAGCAGGUUCAUGUCUUGUUUUAGCUGAUGUGUACCAUAAAAUCCAUAUGUGCAAAAUAAGCAAUAUUUAUUGAAGCAUAUUUUUUUUUUAAUCGGUAAUAAAAUUGUCAUAUUUGUCUGUGAUGGGAAAAUGUAUAAUUUUUUUUUUAAAUGAAUAAAGCAACACAUUUUUUGAAAGAUUUUGUUUCUUAUUUUAUUUGUCAAUCACAUAUUUCUAAUUCCUGAUCCCAACAGGAUCUGUUCAUGUGACCUCUAGAGUGACAUGCGAAAGUAAUAUAGUUUGGGAAUGUGUAUAUAUAGAUGCUAAGGAUUGACAUAAACAUACUUGACUAUAAUAGGUUAACACCUUAAGUGAACAAGAAGGAGAAUAGUUACAGUGCUGAAGACAUUAUACAUGUUGCAUAUCUUUGGGAUAACAUUGGACCCAGAUAAUAAUGUAAUCUAGUUCCAUUUAGUUCUUAGGAUAUAAAAGUUAAAGCCAUCUUUUUAUAAAAAAUUACUAAUAAUACAUGCUAAGUUGCAUAGUUUGUUAUUUUGCAUGAGAUUCAUUGCAAUUUGUCCACACAGACUUGCAUGUACUUUAUCUGGUAAAA
This is a messenger RNA of Biomphalaria glabrata, 4990 nucleotides long. RefSeq names its product ras association domain-containing protein 2-like. Gene Ontology annotation, biological process: signal transduction. The transcript has 12 exons. Bases 570 to 1958 code for a protein of 462 amino acids. NCBI's taxonomy places the organism in Eukaryota, Metazoa, Mollusca, Gastropoda, Planorbidae. The record is from RefSeq and is a predicted model, not a curated record.